CACUAACUAGUACCCGCCUAAAACCCUUGAAUUCAAAAUCAUCUUACAUGUAUAUAUACAUACACCUUCAUCUAGCUUUCACAAAUAUCCAAAUAAUAGUCUCUCAAACAUUUUUCAUAACAAUUAUUACAAUAUUCUUGUUUCAUUUAAAUUGUUAGAUAUGAAGAAUAUGCCACAAAAUUUGAUUGUUAUAGUCAUUCUUAUCGGAAUUCGUAUCGGUCUUUCCUAUGGUCAAAGCAACAAACACCCGUCUUUUGAUUCAUCUAAACCAUAUGCUUUCUUCAAUUCAAAGAAAUAUCCUUAUGAUCCAUUCAAAUCACGAGAUUACUUGCCUAAACAAAAACACCUGCCUCAUAAUCCAUUUGAAUCACGAGGGUACUUGCCUAAAAAGAAACAUCAUUCACAUGAUCCAUUCAAUUUUUGGGAUCAUUUCCAUCCAAAGGAACAACCCUCUUAUGGUCAAGUGAGACCAUGGGGUUGGCAACCACGUAACCAAUUGACAUGUCAUAGGUUUCCUAGGAUUUGUCACGUCAAAGGUAGUCAUGGCCAAGAUUGUUGUAAGAAAAGGUGUGUGAAUGUUAAAAUUGACAAUCAUAAUUGUGGGAUGUGCGGUUUGAAGUGCAAAUUUCCCGAGACAUGUUGCAAUGGGAAAUGUGUGAACUCUUCGUAUAAUAGAAAGCAUUGUGGGAGUUGCAACAACAAGUGCAAUAGAGGAAGCAUGUGUUAUAAUGGCAUGUGUAGCUAUGCAUAAACAUGCAUAAGUAACUAUAAAAGUAUAUGCAUAUAAUAUGUUUGAGGAUCAAACUAUCCUAUCAUAUAUUCAUAUAGAUGCAUAUAUAUAAGUGUUGGUACGUAGAAGUAAACAAAUUCAUUAAAUUACUUAAUAAUUCUUUUUGAUAGUAAGAAUACUAAUUCUACUUUUUGACACUAUUCAUCGAUCACUUAAUUUGUAUUUUAUUCUCAAUCUAAAUGUUAAAAU
This is a messenger RNA of Amaranthus tricolor (Joseph's coat), 979 nucleotides long. RefSeq lists its product as uncharacterized. Lineage: Eukaryota; Viridiplantae; Streptophyta; Magnoliopsida; Caryophyllales; Amaranthaceae. The coding region runs from base 161 to 751 and encodes 196 amino acids. The record is from RefSeq and is a predicted model, not a curated record. The transcript has a single exon.